Molecule: messenger RNA, 1998 nt
Organism: Populus nigra (black poplar)
Lineage: Eukaryota; Viridiplantae; Streptophyta; Magnoliopsida; Malpighiales; Salicaceae
Product: protein NRT1/ PTR FAMILY 5.10-like
Exons: 4
Coding region: 70-1773 (567 amino acids)
Biological process (GO): dipeptide transport; transmembrane transport
Cellular component (GO): membrane
Molecular function (GO): dipeptide transmembrane transporter activity; tripeptide transmembrane transporter activity
Source: RefSeq, a predicted model, not a curated record
GGACAAUAAUAAUUAUUGCUGCGGUGGCUGCUAACAAUAGUUGAACAAACACCAGAGAGAGAGACGGCCAUGUCCUCCUCUAACCAAACUCCACUCCUCGCAUACGACAUCGUUGAUGGCUCUGUCGACUAUAAAAGCCGACCCGCUUAUAGAUCCAAUUCUGGUGGAUGGAGAUCCGCAUCUUUCAUCAUAGGUGUGGAAGUUGCAGAGAGAUUUGCGUAUUAUGGAAUUUCUUCCAACUUAAUUACGUAUUUGACCGGCCCGUUGGGUCAGUCAACGGCUACUGCGGCGGAGAACGUGAAUGUGUGGGCGGGCACGGCGUCGUUGCUGCCCUUGUUAGGUGCAUUUGUUGCUGAUUCUUUUCUUGGCAGAUACAGAACCAUCAUUUUCGCUUCGCUUAUUUACAUUUUGGGACUUGGCUUGUUGACUCUAUCAGCUCUACUUCCUUCCCACGCUGCUACUACUGGCUUCCGAAGCACUGAUUUGCCAAGUUCUCCGGUUCCAUUUCAACUGAUUUUGUUCUUCUUUGCUCUCUAUUUAGUAGCGAUUGGCCAAAGUGGGCACAAACCUUGCGUUCAGGCUUUUGGAGCGGAUCAGUUUGAUGGACAGGACCCUCAGGAAUCCAAAGCAAAAAGCUCUUUCUUCAAUUGGUGGUAUUGUUUCAUGUGUGCCGGAACAGUAGUAACAUUGCUGGUUUUAAACUACAUCCAAGACAAUCUUAACUGGGGUCUUGGAUUUGGAAUCCCUUUUGCUGUGAUGGUUAUUGCACUUAUCAUCUUCUUACUUGGCACUAAGACUUAUCGAUAUAGUAUAAAAGGGGAUGAGAAAAGUGCAUUUCUGAGGAUUGGUUGGGUUUUUGUGUCUUCAAUUAGGAAUUGGAGAACCACCCCUUCUGCAAUAGCAUUUGAGGAAGAAACCCGUGGAACCCUACCACACCAAAGUUCUGAGCAGUACAAGUUCCUUAACAAAGCCCUGCUUGCACCAAAUGGCUUAAAGGAAGAUGGGAAGGUAUGCAGCCUCGGUGAUGUUGAAGAAGCAAAGGCAUUACUUAGGCUUGUUCCAAUAUGGGCUACGUGCUUGGUAUUUGCUAUAGUGUUUGCACAGACCUCAACUUUCUUCACUAAGCAAGGAGUUACUAUGGAUAGAUCGAUUUCACCCAGUUUGGACUUGCCAGCGGCUUCACUUCAAUCUUUUAUCAGCCUCUCCAUUGUACUCUUCAUUCCAAUCUAUGAUCGUGUCCUUGUUCCUAUAGCAAGAGCUUUAACCAGAAAACCCUCUGGCAUUACAAUGCUUCAGAGAAUUGGAAGUGGUAUGUUUAUAUCUGUUGUGGCUAUGAUUGUUGCUGCUCUUGUUGAGAUGAAGAGGCUCAAAACUGCCCAAGAACAUGGACUAGUUGAUCUGCCAAAUGUGACGAUUCCAAUGAGUGUUUGGUGGUUAAUUCCUCAAUAUGUCUUGUUUGGAGUUGCUGAAGCAUUUACCAUGGUUGGCCUGCAAGAGUUUUUCUAUGAUCAGGUCCCCAGUGACUUGAGGAGUGUUGGUCUUUCACUCUACCUUAGUAUCUUUGGUGUUGGAAGCUUUCUAAGCAGCUUUCUUAUCUCUAUCAUUGAGAAAGCAACUGGUGGGAAUGGCCGAUAUAGCUGGUUUGCUAAUAAUCUGAAUCGGGCUCAUCUUGAUUAUUUCUAUUGGCUGCUAGCUGGGUUGAGUGCAGUUCAAUUGGUUGUUUAUGUAUGUUUUGCAAAAUCUUACAUUUAUAAUAGGGGAGGCACUGUAUAAACUAUAAAUAGAAUGUUCUCUCAGCAUGAUUGUAAUUGUUGAUCUUGAACCCAGAUCACUACCCGAAGCUACGGCGUAAUUAUUCUUUGUUUUACGUUUCAAAAUGUAAUAUAUUUUGGUACGUGAACGUGAAACUACGGCGUAAUUCUUGUUGUACAUUUACUUCAUGUGCCAAGGCCUGUUUGGUAUUUGAUUGGUGCAGUAAAUCAUGAUUGUCUGGCUAAA